Messenger RNA from Ziziphus jujuba (common jujube), 2993 nucleotides. RefSeq names its product BTB/POZ domain-containing protein At5g48130. NCBI's taxonomy places the organism in Eukaryota, Viridiplantae, Streptophyta, Magnoliopsida, Rosales, Rhamnaceae. The transcript has 4 exons. The record is from RefSeq and is a predicted model, not a curated record. Gene Ontology annotation, molecular function: protein binding. Bases 866 to 2881 code for a protein of 671 amino acids.
AGCAAGCAAAACCACCUUCAUCCAAAGCACCCUAAUUUUCAGAAGCCGUGCCGUCUUGGUUGUUUGCUUCUACUACAAAAUAACACAAAGCUUUACCAACAAUUCAUCUUCCUGUUUACCAUUUUUUAAAUAAUUUUUUUCCUCAAUUUUUUUGUACUCAAAUUUUUUUUUUCUCAUUUCUUUACCAUCGUUCGUUCUUACUUUACUCUUUCCCAAUACAUCCUCCAUAUUUUCUCCUAGAGAUCUGAUCCUAAUUACUUACACCUUCAAUACUCUUUUCCACAAAAUUUACCAUCAUUUCUUUUUAUAUCAAUGAUUUGAUUUAUUUAAUUAGAAACCCGCAUCAAUCAAGCCGUUCAUUCAUUUUCUUGUGGGGGCUAAAACCCAUCAUACUACACAUCAAGUGGACAUUAAGAUAAUAUGAUUGAAAAUGCUAUAUGGUACAUGGGUUUCACGCUUUUGCAUAAAUUUUGUCAUCCAAAGGAAAAUUUACCAUUUAAAUAGUGGGAAGCGGUGGCACCAAGAAUUCAACUUCUCACCAAUCGAGAAACGUUUUUGAAGCCUUAAAAAUUGGAUGUUCACUCGUGUGCAUUUUGACUUUUGACUUUGGAGGAAAAAAAUACAAUUAAACUGCUGGAAUAUGUGUGGACAAACUGAUUAAACCACCUCUGUUUUCUCUUCCUUUCUAUUUCUUUUCCACUGGUUUUCUCAGUUCUAGAAAGCCUUGUAUGUACUAGUUUCGAUUCUUGAGAAGAAUUUCGAGCAUUUAUUGCCAUUCAGAGAAGGGCAUUCUGCUUCAAUCCUUUGUAAAGUUUUCACUCUCAGAAAAAUACUAGUUUUGCAAAAUUUUCAUGAGCAACAAGUAAUGGGAACUACUAGCCCAAAAGAUAGUUCAGUGUCUUCAAGUCCUUUCCCUUCACCUAAUAUUGGUGCCUUGCUCAAGUUUAGAAUCAUUUCAUGGAGUCAAGAGACAGGUCUGCCAGUCUCAGUUCGUGUUCAAGUCGGCGAUAAGACCUUCAACCUGCACAAGUACCCAUUGUUCUCAAAAAGUGGAUACUUCAACAAAAUGUUAAAUGAAUCAAGUGAAGUUGAGCUACCAGUAGACUUCCCUGGAGGACCAGAAACUUUUGAGAUGAUUGUGUUAUUCAUCUAUGGCUCUUCCACAUUGAUUGACCCUUUUAACGUAGCAGCACUGCGCUGUGCAGCAGAGUUUCUUGAGAUGACAGAAGAUUACAGCUCAGGCAACCUCUGUGAACGCUUUGACCUCUACUUGAACCAAGUGGUCUUGCAAUGUUGGGAUGAUACACUGAUUGUACUCCAAAAGUGCCAAACUUUGCUUCCUUGGUCUGAAGAGCUGCUAAUUGUGAGCCGCUGUAUUGAGUCUUUGGCAUUCAUGGCUUGCAUGGAGAUCCUUGAUCCGGAAAGGAAACGUGACCAACCAGUGGUGACAUUGGAGACAUUGGCAAGCCAAACCUGGAGCUGCGAAACGGUGAAGGAAAUUUUGAGUCAGGACCUCUGGAUCAAAGAUCUUAUUGCUCUUCCAUUUGGGUUCUUCAAGAGGAUAAUAGGUUCACUGAGAAGACAAGGUAUGAAAGGUAAAUAUGUAAGUCCCAUUAUUGUUUUCUAUGCAAAUAAAUGGGUACUUUCGAAGAAGAUGCGCCAGUACUGGGAGAACUCUGGUGAAAAAAUUGCAGAUGAAGACAUGAAUCAGAAAGUUUCAGUAAUCUUACAAGGUGUUCUUGAUCUGCUUCCCAUAGGGGAGAAGGCUAGUAGAGUAAUUCCUGUCAGUUUCUACUUUGCGUUGCUUUCUAGAUCCCUUGAAGUUGGUUUAGAAAACAAAAGCAAGGCGAAAUUGCAAGAGCAAAUUGCAUCGCUGUUGCAUUUUGCCCAACUGGAAGAUUUUAUCCUUCCAGAAAGUGGAACUCAGGCAAUUUCUUCUAGCAUGGAGUUGGCUGUAAUGGAGAGCAUAAUUUCGACAUAUGUAUCGUCUAGCUUGGAUACUGACCAUACUUUUUCAUCAAGUAGCACAAUCAUUGCAGAGCUUUGGGAUUCAUAUCUUUCCUAUAUAGCUCCUGACCCUGAAAUGGAGCCAAAAAGAUUCAUGGAACUCAUUGAAAGAAUACCACUAUCUUACAGAGAGAGUCAUGAUCACCUUUACAGGGCAAUGAAUGCCUUCCUACAGGCACACCCAAACAUGUCCCAAGAAGAGAAAGGAGUGGUCUGCAAGUACCUUAACUGCCAAAAACUUUCACAAGAAGCAUGCAUCCAUGCCGUUCAAAAUGAAUUGAUGCCGCUGCGUCUAAUUGUCCAGGCACUUUUUGUCCAGCAACUCAAUACACACCAAACUUUCAAAGACUGUUCAGACUCAUUUAGGUAUGGGCAUUGCGGGGAGUUUUCGGGAAGCCUCUCAAGCUCUAGGUGUCCGAACUCCAAAAACCUGAACCUUGGAGAGAGCCCGUAUACAGAUGGAGCAGAGCCAGGCAGUAGACCUUUGAGCUUUUUGCUACAGAAAGACCUAGCAAUACAAAGACCUGAAUUCUCAAGGAAUGAAUUUGAAUCAACGAGCUUCAGAAUUCAAAACCUUGAGGAAGAACUCAUGGCCUUGAAGAGGACACUUCAAUGCCAGAACAUUUCAACCAAAGCAGAAUCAAUUGCCACCAAAUCACAGAGCUUGAAACCAUAUGGUAAGGACAGUAGAUCACUAAGCAAAAGGAGAAACCCAAUUGGACAUGUAACAAGUUGCAUUGGAUCUGUGAAUUUUGCUUCACAAAGAAAAUAUGCCAGUCGACUACUCAAGGUCAUUCGCCGGAUAACCCUGUUCGGGAAUAGAAAAUCAAAGAGAAAAACAGAUGCCCCUGGCCCAUGGUCCAAGUCAAUGUAGCAGAAUUACUAUUACCAUAAGAUGUAUGAAAUUCAAAAAGCAGUAUGAUUUAAAAAAAGGACUUUUGUAAAUUGUAAUGCUCCUUUUUUCUUUAUUCCUUCUUUUCAAUCCC